AUGCCUGCACAUGGCCUAUUCGUCAAGCGAGCAGUCUUGGACACUUUGCUGCCGUACUCUUACACCCGGCAAAGACAGAAUCUGGAACCAUUAUUGCCCGGCAAGGGACACAUGAGAGGGGGGAUUGUACGUGAGGCAGCCGAUACGAAGUCAGAGGAAGCAGGAAACGAAGAAGAAGAAAAGUAUGAACGGGAGAAUGAAUGUGAAGAGAGGAUGCCCAUUGUGGAUUCAAGGGCCGACUGUGAAGAUUCUGAUGGUUCGGAGAGAAAGCGGAAGGAUGCUGAGAAGAGGACCGAUAUUGAUGCUAGAAUUUAA
Molecule: messenger RNA, 315 nt
Organism: Bacidia gigantensis
Lineage: Eukaryota; Fungi; Ascomycota; Lecanoromycetes; Lecanorales; Ramalinaceae
Exons: 2
Coding region: 1-315 (104 amino acids)
Source: RefSeq, a predicted model, not a curated record